Molecule: messenger RNA, 1178 nt
Organism: Lepus europaeus (European hare)
Lineage: Eukaryota; Metazoa; Chordata; Mammalia; Lagomorpha; Leporidae
Gene: CD37
Product: CD37 molecule
Exons: 8
Coding region: 73-969 (298 amino acids)
Cellular component (GO): membrane
Source: RefSeq, a predicted model, not a curated record
GCACCGUCCCCCACUCGCCGACACCGCUUCUGUCUGGCCCCUCGAGCUGGUCGCUCACCCCUCCAGGAGAACAUGUCGGCCCAGGAGAGCUGCCUCAGCCUCGUCAAAUACUUCCUCUUCGUCUUCAACCUCUUCUUCUUUGUCCUAGGCAGCCUCAUUUUCUGCUUUGGUAUCUGGAUACUCAUCGACAAGACCAGCUUCGUGUCCUUUGUGGGCUUGUCCUUCGUGCCUCUGCAGAUCUGGUCCAAGGUCCUGGCCAUCUCAGGCAUCCUCACCAUGGGCCUCGCCCUCCUGGGCUGCGUGGGGGCCCUCAAGGAGCUGCGCUGUCUUCUGGGCCUGUAUUUUGGGAUGUUGCUGCUCCUGUUCACCACGCAGAUCACCCUGGGAAUUCUCAUCUCCACCCAGCGGGUCCGGCUGGAGCGGAAGGUGCAAGAUGUCGUGCUGGACACCAUUCGGAACUAUCGCGCCGACCCGGAGGAGACCGAGGCCGAGGAGAGCUGGGACUACGUGCAGUUCCAGCUGCGCUGCUGCGGCUGGCAUUCCCCGCAGGACUGGUUCGGGGUCCCCGUCCUGAGAGGCAACGAGUCAGAGGCCCACCGGGUGCCCUGCUCCUGCUACAACUCGUCGGCCACCAACGACUCCACCGCCCUCGACAAGGUCUUCUUCCCUCAGCUCGGCCGGCUCGGGCCGCGGGCACGGCCCAGGCACAACACGGACCUCUGCGUGGUGCAGGCGAACGGCUACAUCUACCGGGAGGGUUGCGCGCAGAGCCUACAGAAGUGGCUGCACAACAACCUCAUUUCCAUCGUGGGCAUUUGCCUGGCCGUCGGUCUACUCGAGCUCGGCUUCAUGACGCUGUCCAUUUUCCUGUGCCGAAACCUGGACCACGUGUACAACAGGCUGGCUCGCCCCAGGCCUCCAGGCCCUGCCUUCCCCAGAGCCCCGCCCCGGCCCUUUCAAGUGUCCUGAGCUCUUCCCCAGCCAGGUCUCAGCCCCAGUGCCCCCCAGGCUGUCAGCCUUGCGCCACUUCAAUGCCCUUGGGGCCCAGGUGUCGCCCCACACCGCUGCCACGUCUCCCUCGGGACCCGGGGCUUCCUGCCCCCUCCAUUUCUUUGCCUCAUCUCGUCAGCUUCCCACAAGACUAUUUUUUACCCAAGCUUCAAAUAAAUCCCCUUGCG